Dissoconium aciculare CBS 342.82 is the source of this 2961-nucleotide messenger RNA. RefSeq lists its product as uncharacterized. The transcript has 3 exons. Lineage: Eukaryota; Fungi; Ascomycota; Dothideomycetes; Mycosphaerellales; Dissoconiaceae. Gene Ontology annotation, molecular function: DNA binding; DNA-binding transcription factor activity, RNA polymerase II-specific; zinc ion binding. The record is from RefSeq and is a predicted model, not a curated record. Gene Ontology annotation, biological process: regulation of DNA-templated transcription; DNA-templated transcription. The coding region runs from base 1 to 2961 and encodes 986 amino acids.
AUGCCCGUUGGCAUCAAACCCUGUCCCUCCGAGGGCUCCUCCUCACCUGCCGACUCUACAGAGGCACCACGCUCGCCCAAACGUACGGCGGCCGACGCCGGCCUCAAUGCCAAUGGUACACGACCCGCAAAAGCCGUCAAACGCAGGGCUUCCAAAGCCUGCCAAAGUUGCCGCGCCCGCAAAGUGCGCUGUAAUGUGGUCGAACAUGGCCCUCCUUGUACCAACUGCCGGCUCGAUGAGGUAGAUUGUGUGGUGUCGGAGAGCAAACGCAAGAAGAAGUGGACCGCAACCAAUGCUGAACAGGCUUCGAAACCCAACUUGAGUCACCAUCAUGACCAUAAACCCAUCGUCCUUCCAGCGCCCGCACAGCCUUCAUACGAUCCAGGUCGGAGAUCAUCAGAGCAUGUCCCACACACGCUCUAUCAAAAUCUCCCACCGCGAGAUGGACACUCGUCUGGGAGCACAACACAACCACCAAUGACCGAUCUUCUCGCAAAUCUCCAACGUCUCGGUCAUCGCGCUUCAAUCUCACCAUCCAUCUCGCAGGCUCCAGCACAAGCCCCGACCUUUUUCCCACCUCAGACGCCCUCCUACAGUUUGCCGCUCUACAUCAAACCUUUGCCUUCAAAACUUGGAUUAGAUGAUAUACUAUAUCUGGAAAAGAAGGGAGCAUUAGCGAUUCCGCCGACGCAGAUUAGAGAUGAACUGCUGAGGAGUUAUGCAGAAUUUGUGCACCCAUAUAUGCCGCUGCUGGAUAUUCACGAGCUGGUCGCGACGAUUGAUAGUGACGAUGGUGCGGCACCGAUCAGCCUGCUGCUGUUCCAAGCCAUCAUGUUCUCCGCCACCGCAUAUGUUGAUCUUCGACAUUUGCGCCGAGCAGGCUAUCACUCACGCCGAGACGCUCGACGGGAAUUCUUUCAAAAGACACGACUGUUGUACGACUUCGACAUUGAAAUAGAUCGAAUCUCGCUCAUCCAAUCGCUCCUGCUGAUGACUUACUGGUACGAGACGCCUGAUGAUCAGAAAGACAGCCAUCAUUGGAUGGGAAUUGUGGUGUCCUUGUCGAACACGAUUGGAUUACAUCGCAAUACGGAAAAAUCGACAGCGAUGGAUGAUGCUCGAAAAAAGCUGUGGAAGCGGAUAUGGUGGUCGACGUACAUGCGAGACCGACUUAUCGCUCUCGGCAUGCGACGUCCCGUGCGCAUCAAGGAUGCGGAUUUUGACGUUCCCAUGCUCAAUAUUGAUGACUUCGAAGACGCCAUCUUACCUGAUGGUCCCUCGUGCAUUCCCGACAAUUGUCGAGUCCUUCGCGACGCAAAGAUCCAGCGGCAGCUCGCCAUCAUGUGUAUGGAAAAGGUCAAGCUCUGUGUAUGCAUGAGCCACGUUCUCUCGGUACAGUACUCAGUUUUGAGCAAUAACCACGGCGUCUUGAGUGAAGAGGGCAGCACGAUCACGACGGUCCGCCUGGCGGCUAAGAAGCGAGACCCUGAGAUUUCCGAGGUGCAAAGCUGUGACCGCGAGCUUACAGAAUGGAAAAAUGGUCUGCCUGGCGAUGCACAGUACGGAGAUUCUUCAUGGCAGGAAUUCGAAGCGGGCGGCAAUGCCAGUGUUAUGCUGAAUCGCGCUCUGUUGUUUAUGAUUUACUAUGCCACGCUGUCCGCGCUGCACCGCCCGCAAGUGCUGCCCUCGAAUGCUGCCCAGUCCCGAGCGGUUCAGACAGACAUGUUGAAUCAUUCGCGCAAGACUGUCCGCCUGGCCGCAACAGAGAUUACACGCAUAGCCAACACCAUCUACACGUCGGAUCUGACCCGCUAUCUACCGACGACGGGAAUAACAGUCCUGAUCCCAGCCAUCAUCAUUCACUUGCUCGACAUCAAGGCACCGGAUGAAGCCACUCGGCGGGCGAGUCUUCAAGGGUUCUGCCAGUGUAUGCAGGUCUUGGGCAAGCUUCGUGAUAUCUACGCCGCAGCGGACUACUCCGCCGCUUUCCUCGAGGCUGCCAUUCGCAAGGCCGACAUCUCACUUCCAUCAGCUUGCCUCCCUUCGGGUGGCCUCCCCAGCAAGGGAGGUGACAAUGAAGACCUGAAGCAGUCGUCCUCACGAAAUGUGAUUACCUCUACACAGGGACUGGUCGAUGCGGGCCGAAGAAUUGGUCUGCUUGGAUUGGCAUCUCCUCAUGCGCGACCCAAUCCCGGCGCGCUGACCCCACCGCCUGACGACAGCGGCUCUGCUUCGUCCUUCAGAUUACAACGUAUGCCCUCCUCCUCUUCUUCAUCUACCUUUUCCAGUCAAAAUCAACACAAAAUUCACCCGAACGAAUCCUCUCCAUGGUUCAUCACGGACGCCGCCUUCGCUCGCACACUGAACACCUUUCUAGCAUCUACACCUCCGACGGACUCCGAUUUCCAAAACCCGUUAAGCGAUGACAGCCAUUUGAGCGCCCGUCAACGCCACGGCUUUGAUCCAAUGAUUUCUGCGCAAACCCAUCAAAAUGUCUCCGGGUACAGCCAGCAUCGGGGCUACCAAAAUCACCACCAUCACCACCACCAUCCUCUGCUUCCACGACCGCCUCACAUGACGACCACGACAACAAUGGCUACUCCUACCACAACUGCCACUGCGGAUGCGUCGUACAUCACGAUUCCACAGAAUGGUCUGAAUGAUUUCGACUCGAACGAUAAUGAUUCAGACAUGCUCGAUGCCGACCUGCGAGGUCACGACAACCAAGCGUCCGGGGAUGAUGAUUCUGAUUUCGACUCGUUCAUCAACCUCGACGCCGCUGGCGAGGUCUUGUCCUUGGACGAGGGUGCAUUUGCAGCGAUGUCGGGAGAAAGCGGCGGCUUUACCAUGGACAUGGAUUGGUUGAAAGGAAUGAAGGAAGAUGGUGGGUUGGAAGAAGCUGGCGCAGAAUUGGUAACGAUCGAAGAAGUCACUGGUGGUGAAAUGGAGGCAAGCGCUUGA